Molecule: messenger RNA, 6954 nt
Organism: Xyrichtys novacula (pearly razorfish)
Lineage: Eukaryota; Metazoa; Chordata; Actinopteri; Labriformes; Labridae
Source: the annotation of a GenBank genome assembly
GUUUGAUCAUCAACAGUCUGAUUCAGAGCUCAGCCGAGGAGAGAGGAGAGGAGAGGACUGAUCUGGAUCUCCAAACAGCAGGCAGACAUGAAAACUCCAACACUUCUACGACGGUAAGAAAAGACAAGAGAAGAAAACACUAUUUUUAUAGUAUUAUUUCAUUUUUGGUGUCAAUUUUUUUUCUCCUGUUUCGCAUUUUUCUUUUUUAUGAUGCAUGAUAUUCUGCGCGAAAUAAUCACAACCUUUUUUGUAAGGGGCAUGCGUCUAAAUGUAGUCCCUAAAUAGUAGAUAUGAAGUAUUUGUGGAGUGAAAACUGCAGUUAAAGUCAUAGUUUGUAGUUUUUCUCCUGUCAGCUCUGUGUGUGUAAGAGAGACCUGCAGGGAGGGGAUGGUUUCAUUUCUGAGGAAACCAACAUGAGAAUGAAUGAGAAAAGAAAACUUAGAGGGACUGUUGAGUCUAGAGUCCACACCCAGCUCAGGCUUUAGUCUCAUCAAAACUCUGUCAAACUCUCAGUGUCUAUUCAUUUCUAGAUUUUUCUGUUUUAUUUUGACGUUUUCAGGGUUUUUUUGUACUUGUCAGGGAAGACAAAAUAAUAAUAAUAAUAAUAAUAAUAACUUUAUUUUGACAGCACUUUUAAAAACUGAAGUUUAGAGUGCUUUGACAAACAGUCGUAAAUAAAAAUAAAAACAAAAGACCUCCGAAUUAAAGGCCAAUUUUAUUUCUCAUAAAAAAAACAGACAAUCCAAGAACCCUACAACAUAAAAUGAGACCAUGAGGACCAAAAUAAAAACAUAAAAUAGAAAGAAAUGUAAAAAAAAAGGGAGGAUAGAAAGCAGGAAACACGACAGUAGAUAUAAAAAGAUUAUAUUAAUAAUGAUAAUAAAACCAUAAUAAAAUAAAAAUGAUGGUUAUAUUAAGGAUAAAAUGGAAUAACAAAAAUGAUCAGGAAAAAAAAACAAUAGAACCAAUAAAAGGCCUAAAAGGUUAUAUAAUAAAAAAUAAGUGUAACAAAGGCUAAAAAGACAGUAAGUGGAAAUAAGAUAAAAGAGGUAAAAGAAUAAAGACGGCACCACAGAAAAGCAAGUCUGUUACAGUGAGUUUUUCAGUUUGACUUAGAGUCAAUAUCAUAAAAAUAACAAUCCUCAUUUGCAGAAGACUUUACAUGUUCUUAAAACAAACCCUAAACCACAUGUCUCUCAGUGUUUUUUUUGUCAUUAACCAGAAAAACUAAUAAACUGAACUCAAAAACAACAAUAAUGAUGAUGAUGAUGAUGAUGAUGAUACAGUCGGAGAGGGAGGAGAUUUACUGUAACACUUUACAGCAAUUGUAACUUAUUAAUGGUAAAAAGACCAUUUAUAGAUGGUAUAUAGAUAGUUUAUUAGUGUUUAAUCAUCAUUUAUAAAUAGCAUAUUGACCAGUAAUGAAUUGUAUAUUUUACAAUUUUAAAAACCUAACCCUAACUUUACAAUAACCAUCUAAGUAAUUAUUAUAGAUGAUUUAAAAACCAAAUAUUAACAUUUUACAAAGUGCUGCUGACACACAUUUUAAUCUAGAUGUUUUACAACCAAAUUUUAACCUUUUAUAAACCUUUAAUAAAUAGUCCAUUAAUAAUUUUAUAAUUUUAUCGCUUGUUAAUGAUAAAGAAACUAUGAACUAACAUUAAUAAAUGAUCUAUUUGCCAUUUAUAACUGGUCUAUCUGCUGUUUUUAAAUGAUGAUUAAACAUUAAUGAACUAUUUUACAUUUAUAAAUUAUGGUUAUUGUAAAGUGUUACCAGAUAUUCAUGUACCAGAUUUAAAAAUCAUGUUUUUAUGAUCCCUGUUAUUCUUUCAGGAUUUUCAUACACCUACCCUGUUUCCUGAUUAGGAGUUUAGUUGGUAAGUAUUAUUCUGUUUUUGAAUCUGAUUGGUCGAGAACAAAGUCACCAGCCUGAAAUAUCACCUUCGCCUUUAUUGCCUCUUUUGUCUCCAGAUUCCUCUCCCCUCUCCUCAUCCCUAAACCCCCUACCCGUCACCUGUGAGGUGGGAAAGCAGGCGGUCCUUCCCUGCAGCUGGAAGUCACGUCUGGGGGAGGUGAACCUGCCCACCUGCUACGUUCAGUGGGAAAACCCACCCGAGACGGUUUUUGAGAAGCAAGGGGAGAGGCAGUUUGAGGCGGAGGCGUUUGAAGGCCGGUUGGAGGUCCCCAAGGAUAAGCUGGAGUCUGGAAACUGUUCUCUGAUCAUCCAUGAUGUGCAGAUGCUCGACACUGGGAGAUACGAGAGCUUCAUGGUCGUGGACGGAGUGAAGUCCACCAAAACCAGGGUCUUCAUUCAGAGCGUCAGGCUGUCUGUGAUUGGUCAGUUCCUGUCGUAUAUCUUCUUUCUUACUCAGUCUCUGAAUUAGUCUUCACGUUUAUAUUUUUACACCUCAGACUACAAGUCCCAUCAGACUCGAGCUCCAGGUCAGGAUCUGGUUCUCGAUCUCCACACAUCUCAGUCCAUGAGGGUCGUGUUCAUGAACAGGUCAGUGUUUGCAGACAAACAGAAGUUUAUUUCCCCAAAACUAAAACUGUUUAUCGGUUUUUUGUCCACACCAUCGUCAUCUUGUCUAAUCCUCAGUUCUCGGCAUAUUCCGAUCCUCAUCUCACACCUUGUUUUCCUCUUAUGUCUGUUCCCACGGAAACGGUCUCUUCGCAUUAAACUGACUCAGACUUUCUGCGACGUCAUCUAAUAAGUCAAAAACCGUUUAAACAAAAAGGAAAGUUUGAAAGAGUCUGGAUUUCGUCUCCUCUGUCGGUUAUUUUGUCAUCUACUGACUCAAACUGGAACGUAAUUGUUUGAGUCAUAAUCGAGCUGCAGUUUCAGGCUGUUAAACAGGAAGUUUAAGACUGACGCUGCUGAAGACCACUCCUCGUUUCUCUGCAGACUUUGUCGUUGGGGGAAAACAGGCGAUCGGUGCAGCGACAGUUGAGUAUGUAAUUGAUCGCACAGUCUGUUAAAUUAGUUUUUUACUUCCAUAAAUUAAAUGAUUCCACUUUUGUGCCCCGCAGUCUCGCACCGCCUCUGAUGGAGUUGAACCAGAAGACCCCCGCGUGAUGUGACGAACACGUACGGUGCGUUAAAGGGAAAUUCCGGCGUAAAAUUGAUCAAGGGUCAAACACACAGUAACUCCGAAUUAGACACCCUGUCAAGAGAUGAAUGUUGCCGACCGCUUGAUUCUCUAGUUAUACCGCUGUGACCGCUGUGUAUUUCUAUCCUGCGGUCGUUACUAAAGUUGGUAUAAAACUAGAGAAGCAAGCGGUCGGUAACGUUCAUCUCUGGAGGGGGUGUCUAACUCGGUGUUACGUGUGUUUGACCCAAACUUAAUUUUACGUGGAAAUAUCCCUUUCAGCUCUCGUGCCCCGCAGUCUCGCACCACCUCUGAUGGAGGUGAACCAGAAGACACUAGCGUGAUAUGGCGAACACGCUUAAGGCGCGUUAAGGGAAACUGGAGCAGAACGUCGACCCGGAAACCUGUGGUGCCGUUUGAUCCUUCACCCAGAGGGAGGCCCAGGACAGAGCUGCCCCCGAAAAAAAGACUUUGAAACUUCCAAGACGCGCAGCGAUGACGCAUGGUCAGGUCAGAUGUGCGGACCUGCAGAGUCACCAAACCUGCCAGCGUGACCACGAAACAUCAUCGUGAUCGUGAUCGUCACCGCCACUGCAUCAGAAGGAUGACACACCCGUUAAAAAGUCAGGAAGAGAGGAGCUCACCAGUCAGCAGAUGGUCCCAUCAGGAGUUGGACGGGGAUUCUUCAUCAGGAGGCACCGUACCUCCAACACAUACAGCCUCAAGAUGAAGAGGAGCCACUGGACCGGCCCAGCUGACCCAGCAGUGCGACUCCCUCAACGCCAACCGCCACAGACACUAAGACAGGUGCCCGCGAUGAGGAAGUGGGUCUUUAACAGGUUAAUGGGUCACUGGGUCCCCGCUGAUUGACUUAGGGAAGCGAUGGCACAUCCUCGUCUGCCUCCCUGCUUCCUGCUGGACUGAACGCCUUUUGUUGAUGUGUUGAGUUCAUGCCAAGCUUGUGCAGUACUCAUCUUUAAAGUGUCAUUAUUGUGAAAGGCUGCUUUGUGACCGUCGACCUCUUAAUGUUGGAAGGUGUCAAACGUGGGACGGCGAAAGAAAACAGAAGAGCUACGAAGAGUGGAGGACUUCUUCGGAGUGACCGUGGGCGUGGCUUUGUCGCUGGAGGUUAUCAUCAACGUGGUCAUCUGUUGGGUUACACCUACAUUUCCAGGACGCUGCAGCACUUCUACGUCAGAGACACGGUAGACACCAGACUUCAUACUGAGACUUUGGUUUGGUUUUGGUCCUCAUGAGCUGCCGCCUUCGUUUGUGUAGUUUUUCUCUCAGUGAUUUUACUUUCAGCAGAAACAAGACGAGAGAUUUUUCGGACUAAACUGCUGAGAGAUCGAACUGUUGUUGUUGUUGUUGUUCUGAACGAUUGCCAGAAAGUUGGGUGUAGAAAAGACCCAAUCACACAGAUGUUGACAACUUCAACACGAGACGUCGAAAAUGAUCCGAUUUCUUUAACUGGCCUUUUAAAAUCGGUGACACGUGAUUUAUUUCUCUUAAAGCUCCAAUGAGGAGUUUUUGGAUGUUUAGGAUUUAGACUAAAAUUCACAUUUCAGGGGUUAGGGGUUAAAUGACACAUUUGACUAUGAAGAGGACAAGAGAAGAGAAAACCAAUUUGUCCACAAGGGGGCGCCAAAUGACAGAGAGAGGAGAGGAGCUUUAAACUCGACCAUCAGUGAAGAAAUUAAACUUCGAUUUAACUUCAAAUAAAAAAAAAAACCACACAUUCCUGCUCCCAAGAAGAUGAACCAUUUUUGAGGUUUUCCACUCGCACUUUUAAGACGGUCUGAUUUGGCGAAUUUCACCGAACAAAUCCUGUUGACGCUCAUUUAUCUUGCUCUCCAGAGAGCGAACCCUGAAAUAACUCGCUGAAUCAUUUUGAUGUUUUCUUUAACCCUUUUCAGAUUUUGUAUUCUGUUUUUCUUUUUUCAAAGUGAGUUUUUGUCUCAUUUCUGAUCUCACGGUUUUCUCCAGGACCAGGUCUGAGUGGGCGGUGCUGUGGAUGAGGGAGGACGGAGACAAUCAACGUUUCCAGAAACAUCCGCUGAGAGAGGAGCUGGUGAUGACGGGUUUAACGCCCGCAGACGAAGGGACGUAUAAAGUCGUGGAUAAACACGGUCUCGCCGUCAACACUGUGCAGCUCUCGGUGAAAGGUCAGAAUCCUGUUUUACUGAAUCCCUUUGGUCGGAUCAGUCAGAUGAAAUGAAAACCUUCAUUCUUGGAGAAAAUCAAUGCUGUAUUGAUUUGUUCCUGUCAAGAGUGUUAUUCAAUGGUCAGGUGACGAUGAGUCUCUGCGCUGAUAAAAGUUCAGAUGUGAACUUUUCCCUCAAAGUUUGAACAGAAACUCAAAUCCUGGAUAAAAAGUGAUCACACUGAGAUCUUCAUCUGGGAUCCAAACUCAGGGUGAACAAACUUUUGCCUUUUUAUCUCCUAUCAGGAACUUUAGAGAGUUGAAUUUAAACGAAUAAAGUCACAUUUACAGCGAAUACUGAGUCAUUUGACUAAAAUCGAAACACAGAAAUAUGGACAUUUCUGCAAAUUUAUGAAAGAACAGAAACUGAAAUUUCACAAGUUUUCAGACCUUCGAGUAGAAGCUUCCCUUUGAGCUUCAGAGUCCUCUUAGGAAUGAAGCAACAAGUCCUUCACACCUGGAUUAUUUGGGGAUCCUCUCCAGUUCUGUCAGUUUGUCUUAAACCAGGUCUAGCAUCUCAGGAGAGACCUGAAAACGUUCACCAUCCAACCUGACAGACCUGGAGAGGAUCCCCAAAUAAUCCAGCUGUGAAGAACUUGUUGCUUCAUUCCUGAAUUCUUUGUCCUCUUUCACAGAAGGCUUAUCAUUACCUGGAACAUCCCAAAGGCAGGAAAACCGAGAACUAACAGGUGAGAGAGUUCAAAAUGAAGAAUGGAAUCAGAUGGAUUGAUUGAAUCUGUAUUUACCUCUCCGUCUUCUCCUCCUCCUCCGCGUCUUUCAGGUGGUGCCUCCAAAAACUUCAGUUCAGCUCUUCUCUUUCUGUCGGUUCUGGUCACAGUUUUCCAGAGAAAAUAUAAUCUUUAAAAUAAUAACCACUUAUGAAUGUGAACUCUGAGUUGACUAACCUGAUUAUGAGUCCAUGUUAAAUGCACUGUCAGUUACACCACUGUGUGUCUGGAGUUGGGUCGGGAUGAUCGUUCAGACGAGUCAGGUAAGCUCAGGUGUGUUCAGGCGGCCUGUUCAAGAGGAUUAUCUGAAGAUGUUAGUUAUUAUUAGUACCUGAUAUUUGGAGGUUUAAGGUUUCCAUCAGGUACAGAAAAGUUCUCGAUUACACGUCUAAAAAGAUCAAAUCAGUUUGAAAUUAUUUUAGAUGAACCGCUGCAGGCUGAGGAAGUCGAUCACAGCGGUUAUUAAACCUUCUGUACCUGUUGGUCAUUCAGACCCACAACAAUCGUUAAGGUCUUUAUUAAAGGAGGAGGAGCCCGAGUCAGAGAGGUAGAUUUACCAUCUCAGCAAAAAAAGAGGAUGUUUGAGGAGUGUUGAUUUUGUGUUUGUGAAGAUGUCGGUCUGUUCUGGGAGGAAAAGUUUGACAUGUUUUAUGUUGGUGGGGUCAGUGAUGUGACAGUAAGACGAGGAUGGAAAUAUACAAGCUGGCCUGACUUAAUCUGUAGUUCAGAGAUGAACCAAGAGGCACAUUUUUCGCACUUUAUUUUCCUGUUUUGUUUGUAUGACCGCGGAGGUGACGCUGGUUUCUAAAGUGGGAUUUUGUGUUUUAGGAAACAGCUGAACUUUGAAUCCUACAGAAGAGGAUUAGGGCCACUGAAACAAACAAAAAAACACAAAACAAACAAAAAAACACAAAACAAACAAAAAAAAGGUCAG